Molecule: messenger RNA, 960 nt
Organism: Choloepus didactylus (southern two-toed sloth)
Lineage: Eukaryota; Metazoa; Chordata; Mammalia; Pilosa; Megalonychidae
Product: olfactory receptor 7A17-like
Exons: 1
Coding region: 22-960 (312 amino acids)
Biological process (GO): G protein-coupled receptor signaling pathway
Cellular component (GO): membrane
Molecular function (GO): olfactory receptor activity; G protein-coupled receptor activity
Source: RefSeq, a predicted model, not a curated record
UCCAGCAGUUUCAUCAGCAACAUGGAACCAGAAAACCAAACACAUAUUUCAGAAUUUAUCCUCCUUGGACUCUCAGAAUCUACAGAGGUGGAGCACCUACUUUUUGUUCUGUUCCUGAUGAUGUAUCUGGUCACCUUCAUUGGGAAUAUGCUUAUCAUCCUGGCCAUCAUCUCUGACUCCCACCUCCACACACCCAUGUACUUCUUGCUCUCUAACCUGUCUUUUGCAGAUAUUGGUUUCACUUCCACCACAGUGCCAAAGAUGCUGUUGAAUAUCCAAACAGAGAGCAAUAUCAUAAGUUAUAAAAAUUGCCUCACCCAGAUGUAUUUUUUCAUGCUUUUUGUAGGAUUAGAAAACUUGCUUCUGACUGCAAUGGCCUAUGACCGCUUUGUGGCCAUCUGUCACCCCCUGCACUACAUGGUCAUCAUGAACCCCAAGCUCUGUGGCCUCCUGCUGCUGGCAUCCUGGUUAUUUAGUGUCCUACACUCUCUCUUACAUGGCUUAAUGGUUUUGCAAUUGUCUUUUUGUACAGACUUGGAAAUCCCUCACUUUUUUUGUGAUCAGACACAGGUAAUCCAGCUUGCUUGUUCUGACACCUUCUUCAAUGACCUACUGAUGUAUAUUGCAACUGGAAUUGUGGGUGUUAUUCCAUUAAUUGGUAUCCUUUACUCUUACUCAAAGAUUGUAUCCUCCAUUUUGAGAAUUUCAUCAGCUGGUGGCAAGUAUAAAGCAUUUUCUACUUGUGGGUCUCACUUCUCAGCAGUGUCCCUCUUUUAUGGUACAGGUCUUGGAGUAUAUCUUAGUUCUGCUGCUAUCCAAAAUUCAAGAUCAAGUGCUAUAGCUUCUGUGAUGUACACAGUGGUCACUCCCAUGUUGAACCCAUUUAUCUAUAGUCUUAGAAACAAGGACAUAAAGCACACCUUAAAAAAAGUUUCCAGAUGUGCAACCCUCUCUCUAUAA